Molecule: messenger RNA, 1381 nt
Organism: Phanerochaete carnosa HHB-10118-sp
Lineage: Eukaryota; Fungi; Basidiomycota; Agaricomycetes; Polyporales; Phanerochaetaceae
Exons: 10
Cellular component (GO): cytoplasm
Molecular function (GO): glutathione transferase activity
Source: RefSeq, a predicted model, not a curated record
UGCUACUCCCGGUGUCUGCGUUUCACGUAUCCUCCGUAGUCCGUACGUGCCGCCAGAAUCAAAUCGGCGUUGCAACGUGCUGGGCGAUCUGCAUCAGUGUCAGUGGCCAGUGAUAAGGACAGUGGCCCAUUCGUUAACAACUGGAAUAUUCUUGCGGUCACGCGUGUGUAUCCAAUGGAGUUACGCCUUUUCCCACUCAGGCUUUCCUCUACAACGCUCCGCUGUCCGUCACUACGAUACAUCUCGCCUCUCCGUACAGCAUAUUUCGCCAGCAGUAAAGCAAGCAUGAGCACAGGCAGUGCGCUUCCGCAUCAGCAUACAGCGCUCCAGCAGCACCAUACCGACGCCGAGCAGCGCGAACACGCGACGCGCGACGCGAGCCAGUUCGACUCUCGGAAAGUACCGGCAGAGUCAAAUGGGUCGUUCAACAGGAAGGCCUCCACCUUUAGGAACUGGAUCUCCCAGGACGGCCAGUUCAAGCCCGAAAAAGGACGCUACCACCUCUACGUGACGUACGGAUGCCCUUGGGCAACCCGUACUCUGAUUGUUCGGAAGCUCAAGGGCCUCCAAGACAUCAUUCCGGUGACUGCCGCCGUGCCACGCAUGGACGCCAAUGGCUGGCCGUUUGCCAACGUUGAUCCGUUCCCCGGGUCAGACGAGGAUCCCCUUUACGGGGCAGGCCACCUCAAGGACCUGUACCUCCGUGUACAGCCCGACUACGAGGGCAGGUUCACUGUCCCGCUCAUCUGGGACAAGCAGCAGCAUACGAUCGUGAAUAACGAGAGCUCGGAGAUUAUUCGCAUGUUCAACAGCGCUUUCAACCAUCUCCUGCCUCCCGACCAGGCCAAGCUCGACCUCUAUCCCGAGUCUCUCCGCUCUGAGAUUGACAGUCUUAACGAGUGGGUGUACGACACUGUCAACAAUGGAGUAUACAGGGCCGGCUUCGCGCAGACGCAGAAGGCAUACGAGGACGCGGUCCUCGCACUCUUCGAGUCGCUCGACCGCCUCGAGGGGAUCAUCGCCAAAAAGGACUAUCUUAUUGGCGAUCGACUGACCGAGGCAGACGUGCGCCUCUUCGUCACUAUCAUCCGUUUCGACGUCGCGUACCACACGCACUUCAAAUGCAACAUCCGCAGCAUUCGUGCGGACUACCCUGCUCUUCACCGCUGGCUGCGCAAGCUCUACUGGACUGUUCCCGCGUUCAAGGACACGUGCAACUUCCAGCAUAUCAAAGCGACGUACUAUAGCAUGGGCAAUAUCAAUCCCUCCAAGAUUGUCGCCGUGGGUCCGGUGCCGGAUAUCUUACCACUGUAGGGUGGAGCAAAGUCGGAAUAUUAAUGUUGAAUACUAUCGAUGUAUAGGCUAUUGUGCUCGUGUUAUC